Messenger RNA from Xenopus tropicalis (tropical clawed frog), 2288 nucleotides. It is a transcript of the gene myef2, whose product is annotated as myelin expression factor 2. The transcript is spliced from 17 exons. Lineage: Eukaryota; Metazoa; Chordata; Amphibia; Anura; Pipidae. Gene Ontology annotation, molecular function: nucleic acid binding; RNA binding. The coding region runs from base 486 to 1943 and encodes 485 amino acids. The record is from RefSeq and is a predicted model, not a curated record. Gene Ontology annotation, cellular component: nucleus.
UCAAAAGAGUGAGAAAAAAAGGCCCAUUGCGCUCUCGCGAGAGGAGGAAUAGUGGUGACGCAGCUGAGGGGCAAAAUCAGGCUGUGCGGCCUUUCCGAAUCUCGUUGUGUGUCGUGCUGCUGUGUGUAGAGAACCCAUUGUAGCGAGAAUGGCGGAGAUUGAUCAACAAGACUCCCAGGACGCCCUGAACAACAGCAGCGACAACAGCCUGUGCGAGGACGCCAGUUUUGCGGAGGAAACGAACGGCGUCAAAAAUGAGAGUGAAGACCAGGUUAAAGAAGAAAAGACUUCUUUAAAGGAGAAAACUACUGGAAAUAGGAAAACAAACAGGUUCCAUCCAUAUGGAAAAGAUAAAGGGCCAGGAGAAAAGAAGGGCCAGAGUCGCAACAGAGUUUUUAUCAGUAAUAUUCCCUAUGACAUGAAGUGGCAAGCUAUAAAAGACCUUAUGAGGGACAAAGGGUAGCGGAGUUGUAGAAUUUAGAGAUAUGGAGUAUGUUACAAAAGCUGUAGAAGUAAUGAACAAACAUGAUCUAAAUGGGCGACCACUUAACAUCAAAGCAGAUCCUGAUGGAGAGCAUGCUAGAAGAGCUCUGUCACGUGGUGGUGGUGGUGGAGGAGGAGCAGGAGGAGGACCAUUCCCAGGGGGUCAUGGUUCAGAUAUGGCUCCUGGAAUGACAAAUAUACCACCCUCCAUUGUUAAUAAUCCCAACAUCCCACCAGAGAUAAUUGGUGCACUGAGAGCCGGACGACUGGGAACAACAGUGUUUGUUGCAAAUCUUGAUUUUAAAGUUGGUUGGAAGAAACUGAAGGAGGUAUUCUGCAUCGCAGGAACCGUAAAGCGAGCAGAUAUAAAGGAGGAUAAAGAUGGCAAGAGCCGUGGAAUGGGAACAGUCACCUUUGAACAACCAAUUGAAGCUGUGCAAGCUAUUUCUAUGUUCAAUGGCCAGUUUUUGUUUGAUAGGCCUAUGCAUGUGAAAAUGGAUGACAAAUCACUCCCACAUGAUGAUUUUGCAGACUGUAAAACAGCUCAGUUGCCACGUGGACUGGGUGGUAUUGGAAUGGGGCUUGGACCUGGUGGACAGCCAAUCGCUGCCAACCAAAUGAGCAUGGGAAGUGGAAUGGGAAAUAUGGGUCCUGGAGGUAUGGGUAUGGAAGGUCCUGGUUUUGGAACAAUGAACAGGAUGGGAGGAAGUGGAUAUGGCAGCAUGGAAGGGAUUAAUAACAUGUCUGGAUUUAGCGGAAUGAACAGAAUGACAGGACUUGGUGGUGUGGAUGAAUUCAGAGGGAGUUUGGGUGCUGGCAUAAGUGGAGGCAUGGGUGGAAUGGGAACUAGCAUGGGCGGCAUGUCAAGUGGCAUGGGAGAUAUGUUCCGUGGAGGAAUGGGAGGUGGCAUUGAUAGAGACUUCGGUCGCAGUGAAAUUGGCUUGAAUCGUGGGUUUGGAGAUUCUUUUGGAGGAAUGAGUGGUGCCAUGGUUGGAGGCUUUGGUGGAAUGGGUUCUUCUACAAUGGGUCCUCUGGGCUCUGGAAUGAACAGUGGAAUGAGCGCAGUAAAUUCAAUGGCUAUGGGGCUUGGUAUGGAUCGAAUGAGCAGUAGCUUUGACCGACUGGGUGGUCUGGACCGGACAAUGGAUAUGGACAGAGGAUUUGGAGGAUAUGGAUCUGCUCAGUUGGGUAGUGGAUCCAGAGAUAGAGGAAUGUCUAAAGGAUGCCAAAUAUUUGUAAGAAAUCUUCCAUUUGACCUAACCUGGCAAAAACUGAAAGAGAAGUUUAAUCAGUGUGGUCGAGUAAUGUUUGCUGAAAUAAAAAUGGAAAACGGCAAGUCCAAAGGCUGUGGAACUGUAAGGUUUGACUGUCCAGAAACAGCUGAAAAGGCCUGCAGGUUAAUGAAUGGCAUCAAGAUAAAUGGCAGAGAGAUCGAUGUCCGUUUAGACCGCAAUGCAUAAUUUUUUUUCCCCCCCAGAACAUUCCCACAUUUGUUUACUUUUUUUUUUGGUAAUAAAAUAGUAACCGUGAAUUCUGAUAGCUGAAAAAGGUUGUAUUUAGUCUUAACUUUAACAGUUUGGUGUUUUUCUGUUUUUGCUAUGUAUAACUUUUUUUUAAACACCAUAUCUAUAGUCAUUCAGUUUAAAUGAAUGGACAUUAUGUUUUUAAUAGUCACUUUUCCACAGCUAGUUUAAAAGCCUGCAUUGUGGCGGUAUUUCAGUGCUGUAUUUAUGUAUUUUUUAAGCUUCUUUGUCCACAGUUCCAAAAUAAGCAAAUAAAUUUCUAGUCUGACCGGUUGCACAAAA